CAAGUUCCUCAUCUUAUCAUGUUGGUUUUUCCUCAUAAUGUAACCGUCUGCUCAUGCCUAUUGUUUACUAAACAAAUAAUAACAUUCAAAACGUGCCCAGUUUGGCUCUACAAGAAAUGUCACUAAAACUCAUUUUAUAAAGGGCCUCUGACUGAUUUUACUUUUUUUUUAAAUGACUUGUUUACUAGCAACCAGGAGUGCAAAUAUAAUUUGUAAUGUUUUCUGGACAUGCUUUCUUUCUUAAUGUAUGAAACAUAAUAAAGUGAACUAAAAAGUUACUUAAUACAAUGAAUCUUAGUUGCAGUGGUGGAAACUAAAUACAUUCACUAAAGUACUUUACUGAAGGACAGCUUUGAGGUGCUUGAACUUUACUUUAGAAUGAACAUUUUAUGCUUCUUAGCAGUUGACAACACUACAUGUCAGAGGGAAAUGUUUAACUUUUAAUCUGCUGAUUAUGGUUAUAAAUCGAACAUAUAAAUCAAACAGCCAAAAUUAGCUCUCCCCCACAACCGAACCCUUAAAAUGAUACUUACACGUAAAUGUGUCAGUAGAGAAUCCAAUAGUAUGAUAUAUAACAGUAUAGUCUCUCAUGGAGCAUUGUUAUGCAUAAUAAAUACUUUGGAUCCUACUUCAAAUACACUUUUCUGAUGCUUGAACACUUUCACUUAAAAAGGUUGACUAAUUGUACUUUAUUCAGAUCGCUUUACUUGAUCAAAGAAUCGUUCCCUCACAGACCCAUUUGGCCCCUACCUCCAUCAUUUGGCCCCCUGGAAAACUUUGAAGUCCCAACCCUGAAAUCACGUCUCCCACUGUUGGAUUGACAGCAUAUCAGCCAAUCAUAAUCAUCUACAAAUCCUCAGGGGCCUGUAUUGUCAUUUCCCAUUGGUUAGUAGUAGCCGUCAGUCAGUUACGUCACGCUCCCCAUCCAACCAAUGGUUGGGUAGGUUUUGCAAAAGAUGAGCAACAGGCUGAGUCCCUGCUGAGUGUAGCACAGCGAUCGGGGUGAAAUUUGUUUUUCUUUGCUUAACCGCACUAGCGUGGAGCCUUUAUGAUUUAAAUUGCUCCCAUUUUUGUUUAACUGGGGGUGGAUAACAGAAGAUAGCUGCAUAUACGUUGUUUCCAUAGAAUACCCAGAUUUGUUCGAGGCCUUGGCAUGGAUGAGGUACGGCCUAACAGUGGUGCUCAAGCCCACGGGCUGGUGCCGCUGUUUCCCCCUGGACUGCAGGCUAUCUACGGGGAGUGUAGAAGACUUUACCCCGAGCAGGCUAACCCGCUUCAAGUCACAGCCAUAGUAAAAUAUUGGUUAGGAGGACCAGACCCGUUAGACUACAUCAGUAUGUAUAGAAGCAUGGGCUGCCCAGCUCAGGAUAUCCAGGAGCAUUGGCACUAUGUCAGCUUUGGACUGAGUGACCUGUAUGGGGAUAAUAGAGUUCACGAAUUCACAGGGGCAGAUGGACCCAGUGGGUUUGGCUUUGAGCUCACCUUUAGACUCAAAAGAGAAAUGGGAGAGACGGCACCACCAACUUGGCCAGCUGAACUCAUGCAAGGCUUGGCACGAUAUGUGUUCCAGUCAGAAAACACAUUUUGUAGUGGCGACCAUGUAUCGUGGCACAGUCCGCUCGACAACAGUGAAUCUCGUAUCCAGCAUAUGUUGCUGACAGAGGACCCACAGAUGCAACCAGUUAAUACUCCCUUUGGCACAGUGAGCUUUCUCCAGAUUGUGGGUGUAUGCACAGAGGAGCUACAGGCGGCCCAACAGUGGAACGGCCAAGGCAUUCUGGAGCUGAUGCGUGGAGUCAGAGUAGCCGGUGGCCCCUGGCUGAUCACAGACAUGAGGAGAGGGGAGACCAUUUUUGACAUUGAUCCACACCUACAAGAGAGAGUGGACCAAGGCAUCGAGACAGAGGGCUCUAACCUGAGUGGGGUCAGCGCCAAGUGUGUGUGGGAUGAUCUGAGUCGACCGCCAGAGGACGAGGAGGAUAGCCGAUCCAUCUGCAUAGGAUCACAGCCACGGAGGCUCUCAGACAAAGACACAGAGCAGAUCAGGGAGACUCUGAGAAAAGGACUGGAGUUUAACACUAAGGCAGCACUGCCACCUAUCAACAACCAGAGACAGAGCCAUGAGAGACCUCAGAGUCGGAAGGACAGUUUGGAGAGUGAGAGCUCGGCGGCCAUCGUUCCACACGAGUUGGUCCGAACGCGACAGUUGGAGAGCGUCCAUCUGAAAUUCAACCAAGAGUCAGGCACGCUGCUGCCCCUCUGCCUGCGGGGCCGGUUGCUGCAUGGGAGACACUUCACCUACAAAAGUAUCAAUGGAGAUACGGCCAUUACAUUUGUGUCCACGGGAGUUGAGGGAGCUUUUGCUACUGAGGAGCAUCCAUAUGCAGCCCAUGGCCCCUGGCUUCAGAUAUUGUUGACUGAAGAGUUUGUGGAGCAAAUGCUUGGGGAUUUACAGGAACUAAACACUCGUGAGGAGACAAAGUUACCAAAGGAGUAUAGCUGGCCUGAAAAGAAGCUGAAGAUCUCUGUACUACCAGACUCUGUGUUUGAUAAUCCGCUGCAAUGAAAAAGAGACACUUAAUCACUAGAAAAUACAAACAUACACACCUGCAGAUACACAUUUCCAGAGUGGACCACCAAGGACAUGCAGCCCACAGAUAUGUCAGUCCCACAGUGGACAACCAUUCUGUGACACUCCUGAAGACGCUCCGAGGGAUGAUCUUAACACUUUUUUGCCUGUUACUGCAUUCUCAUACCAGCCCCACUGUUUACAACAUAUCUCUGAAGCUUGAAUGCUUUUGAGUUAGUCAAAUCAGCCUGAAACCAGCCUAACCUGUAAGAACAAUCAUUAAAAGUGACACACUAGCUGUAGGGCAAAACAGGAUGUUUCUCCAGUAUGUCCUGCCAAACUCUCAGUACAAAAAUAUACGUCACUAAUACAGAUGAGCCCACAUCCUGUGAUCACCAAACAGUGUUUCCAAACUAUAGCUGGGUGGCUGUUCUCAAAUCAGUUGUAUUUAUUCCAUUGGCCUUAGAAAGGACAGAACAGUCACAUGUUGGAAAUUUUUAUCAAUGUUUUCUUCAAUUGAGCUCAUGUGUAUAGUAUUUACAAAUGCUGGACAUUUUUCUCUUACGUGUUUGUGGUUAUACCAAAGGUAAACGUUCUAUGUCUCAAAUGUGUCAUGAUUUAGUCAUAAUAGGCAGGCUGACUAUGAUUAACUACAACUGCCUAUUUGUCUGGGAUAAUCACACCAGCAUCUGAACUGUUUUCUUAGAUACCUGGCAAAUGCUGCAGGGAUUACCACCUUUUCUUCCCUGUGCCAAGAACAGAAUUCCUGUAUUGAGUAAUUUUUUUUUUUUUUUGACCUGUCCUGUUUUUUUUUCACGCAUGUUGUUGCGUGUUUUAAAGUUACGAAAUGUAAUACAUCGAGUCCGUUGUAAAUGUUCAGAGACUGAGAUAUUUUGUUCAGUGGCCUGUCAAGUGUUGCCUCCAGUGGCCACAUAAAUAUGUGAUGUUUUGUUUCAGGUUUUUUUGUUUUGUUUUUUUUUUUACCAGUAGGACCUGCUUGAAAAUGAGUCAGAGAAAAAUUCCUCAGUGCCUUGAGUUGAAAAGGACCACAUAGUCUCUUGACUUAAUGCUGCAUACAGCUCUCAUGAUGCUGUAUUUGUUUUUUGUUUUUUCUGAUACUGUCACUGCACUCCAAUUUAACACUAAAAGAGAAAAAAAAGUUGUACUACAGUGUUUUUCUUACAAGAGUUACUCUUCUGCAAUGUGAUGGAGUCUUAUAUUUCUUUGUCUCUUUUGUUCAGAGCGACAAAUUUCAAGUUUAGGCAGGUAUUUUGUAAGUACUGUCUUAUUGAUUUAACUGGCUGAUUGUAAUCCCAAGUGCAUUAAAGAGUGUACAUAUUUACACAAAUAAAGCUGCAAAACUGCAGAAUAACAAAGGAACGUAUUUC
This is a messenger RNA of Acanthopagrus latus (yellowfin seabream), 3957 nucleotides long. RefSeq names its product suppressor of fused homolog (Drosophila) (gene sufu). The record is from RefSeq and is a predicted model, not a curated record. Gene Ontology annotation, cellular component: cytoplasm; nucleus. Bases 1154 to 2566 code for a protein of 470 amino acids. Lineage: Eukaryota; Metazoa; Chordata; Actinopteri; Spariformes; Sparidae. The transcript has 12 exons. Gene Ontology annotation, molecular function: transcription factor binding.